Molecule: messenger RNA, 200 nt
Organism: Cylicostephanus goldi
Lineage: Eukaryota; Metazoa; Nematoda; Chromadorea; Rhabditida; Strongylidae
Source: the annotation of a GenBank genome assembly
AUGGAUACUGAAGUUGUAAAGGCUUUCAACGCCGAGCUCACUUCGGUCUAUGAGUCAAAACCACCGCUAAGCAAAAAGAAGAUCCAAGAUAUCUCCAAAGCAGCAUUGAAAGCCAAAGGUUACUACAAACAUGUUGUGUUCAGCGUCGAGAAGUUUCUUGCAAAGGUUAGUGCUUCUGGUUCCGUUGUUCUGCGUUAGUG